Messenger RNA from Helicoverpa armigera (cotton bollworm), 1089 nucleotides. RefSeq lists its product as uncharacterized. Bases 188 to 847 code for a protein of 219 amino acids. The transcript has 4 exons. The record is from RefSeq and is a predicted model, not a curated record. Lineage: Eukaryota; Metazoa; Arthropoda; Insecta; Lepidoptera; Noctuidae.
AUGUCAACAAAAACACGCAGUCACGCCUGUCAAAAUCAUCGGGCCACAACAAACAGCCAAAAUGUGUAACAGGACUACAUAUAUUUAAACAAUACUAACUAAACAUGCAAUAGCCGGGACCUACCACUUACCUUCAUAACCACCUUCACCACCAUUGUAUACCAUACCUCUCUAAGCAGCUAGCAAAAUGGUUGCGAGGAAUUACGUAGUCCCUGAACAUCACACCUACAGGUUACCGAAGCGACUACAAAUGCUCAGUCAGCCCAGAAAGUACUUUGUGUGUGACGAUGAAGACCUGCCCAAGUACACCAAGAGAGGGACCAGGCUAUCUGCUAUACGAGGACACCUCAUUGAUAAAAAUAGCGAUAUUGCGUGGCCGUACCUGAGACGUUUAAUGAUCUUGAAAAAGAUGUAUAAAUACAAAUUCAGUCCGGAACGGUUGGAACGCAUUGAUCGCAUGAUUGAGGCUUCUAAUGGCACAUUGUAUGCGAAACUGGCUAACUGCGCAAUAGAUCUAAAAAAAUAUGACGUGCGAGACUUGAAGAAAAAGAAAGGCUGGACCGACACGGAGUGGAAGAGGCACAUGGAAUAUAUUUCUCAAAUCGCGGGACCUAAAAAAGUUUUUCAACCUCCGCCAAUUAAGCGAGGGAAAUCGAAGCCUCUAGAUGCUCUGAUGCCGAGACUCAACAUAAUAAGCUCACGGCCUGACUUCAAGUGCUAUAGGCGAAUGUCGCAGGAAACCUGGUACAGGAAUCCAGAAAAGGUGGCGCCAAAUGCCCUAAAAUACGUGAUCUCCGAUAGAAUCAAAAAGCUAGCGACCCCGAGAGCAAUACCUCACGACGACUGAACCAUGUUCAACUGAAGACUGAUCACAGCGCCCGGCGUCCUUGCGUACAAUACCGAAGAAAUCGCAAACAGAACAAAAAAAAACAAAUUCAUAAACAUGUACAAUACGUCCGAAAUAACUUGGUACUCUGAAGUUAGCGUUUUCACUGUAAUUAUAAGUAACAAAGUUGUCUACGAAGCCAGUUGACUAACUUCAGACGCGCACAGUUAUACCGGCAACCGAUUUAUGACAAAAAAAAACAA